Molecule: messenger RNA, 916 nt
Organism: Solanum lycopersicum (tomato)
Lineage: Eukaryota; Viridiplantae; Streptophyta; Magnoliopsida; Solanales; Solanaceae
Source: RefSeq, a predicted model, not a curated record
UCACUCUGCUUUCAAUUUUUUGUCGUCUCUGAGAAGGAAAAAAGUGAUACUGUUACAGUUUUUUUUGAAAGAAGAAAAUCAAGGGUUUCUACUGUGAUUUUUGCUUCACGUUGAGAUCAGGAAUGAGGAGAAACCCAAAAGCUUCAAUCGACCCGAUCCGCGCAAGCAAGAGGAUAGCCAAAGCAAAAAAUGUGAUGAAUCCGAUAGUUGCCAUUGAAGCAAUAAAUAAGAGGAACCCUGAAGUUGCCGGAUCGGAAGUAAUUACAAGGAAGACAACAGUGGUUCCAGAAAUUGCUGAUGAGUCAACAUUGACGAAGAAGAUCAAAGCAUCCAAUAAAACAGCCGAUACGAAGAGAGGCAAAAGGCCCUUUGCAAGUAAAGUUCCAGAGACAGAUAGCAACUACAAAACUCUGUAUUUUGACUCGCAAAAAAAGGUUGAGGAUUUGACAGAGCUAAACCAUAAACAAGCUAUUGAUUUGAGCUACCGGAGUGGACAAGUUGAUGCAUACGAGUAUAUAAUUGGAAAUAUGAAGAAUGUGGUGGCCUUCUCAAGUACAAUGAGAGCAACUGAUGAAGAGAUGAACUUGUCUAAAGGAACUGCUCCGGAUGGUCCUUCGUUGAACCUGAACCAUCUCGAAUGACAAGAACAUAUUCGUAGAACGUGUGUUCAUCAUCCUCAUUGGUAGUGAAUGUUUUUGGUGGCCUUCCAUUUAUUUGGUGGUGUUAAAUGUACAUGUAUGUUUGAAAUUAAUAACUCUUGGUUGGUUUCUCUGCAACUAGUAGUUUGAACUCUUGUUGGUAAAGCUGAAAGUUGGUGUUGAAUGUAAUUAAAUGACAUGUUUUUGCUCUUCUUAGUAAGUCUUCAACUAUUUGUGAUCGUUCUUUCUGUCAAAUGAGGAAAACCUGCUUACACUUA